Messenger RNA from Didymosphaeria variabile, 1428 nucleotides. RefSeq lists its product as uncharacterized. Gene Ontology annotation, cellular component: COP9 signalosome. The record is from RefSeq and is a predicted model, not a curated record. The transcript has 3 exons. NCBI's taxonomy places the organism in Eukaryota, Fungi, Ascomycota, Dothideomycetes, Pleosporales, Didymosphaeriaceae. The coding region runs from base 1 to 1428 and encodes 475 amino acids.
AUGGCAAAGGACGCCGCAGACACGCCCUUCUUCCAGAAGCGGAAGUCAGAAGGCCAAAUCGUUGUCAAAGAUCCCCCGAAGUUCGACCUCGAAUCGUACAUAUCCAACUAUGACGGCUUCACGCGUGCCGACCGCCUUCGCCAUAUUGGCUCGCACUCCACCUAUCUCGCCGUCGACGCAUACCGAACCGCAAUCGCAGAGGCGAAGCGUGGCAAGAACGUGAAGCUGUACCUUGAUUUAGUUGAGGAGUUCGCCCAGAUUGCCCCCGAUGACCCAGCGGCGUUGACAGACACCACAUGGGCAAUGGAAAGGACGAAGAAGGUCGAGGCGGAGAAGGAUAAGCUAGAACACGAGCUGAAGUCUUACAAGAACAACAUGAUCAAGGAGAGCAUACGGAUGGGCAACGAAGACAUGGGCCACUUCUACUACGCCGCGGGCGACUACAGCCUGGCACACAAAGCCUACAUGCGCAUGCGCGAGCACUGCACGUCGCCGAAGCACCUUGCAGACAUGACACUGCGCCUCCUCCUCGUCACCAUAGCACAGAAGUCGUGGCUGACUGUGCAGUCACACAUCGCGAAAGUCGAUUCCACACAGGUAAAGGGAGACGAGAAGGCCAAGCUAGAACCCAUUGUAUCGGCUUGUGCAGGUCUGGCACACAUGGGAGCCCUCAACUUCCGCGACGCCGCAACAGCCUUCAUCAACACUUCCCCCGCUUUCUUGACCGCCGAACCCGCCGCAGGAAUAACAUGGCAGCGGGAGGUCAUCACAGGCAACGAUAUUGCCGUCUACGGCGGUCUCUGUGCCCUUGCUUCCAUGGACCGCAGCCAGCUCAAAGACCGCGUCCUCGAUAACAACGACUUCCGCAACUUCCUCGAGCUCGAGCCGCACAUCCGUCGCGCCAUAAACCUCUUCUGUGCCUCCAAGUACUCCGCCUGCCUCGAGGUGCUCGAAAACUACCGCAACGACUACCUCCUCGACGUCUACCUCUCCAAAGUGCUCUCCGACAUCUACGGCCGCAUCCGCAGGAAGAGCAUUGUCCAAUACUUCAUUCCCUUCAGCUGUGUCACGCUCGACGAGAUGGCGUCAAAGUUCCAGCUCACGAGCGAAUACGGGAGCAUAGAAGACGAGCUCGAGACCAUGAUCAACAACGGCACGCUCGACGCGCGUAUUGACCUCGUGGACCGCCUGCUCAUCUCCCCACCCACGAAUCCCCGGUACAAUGUCCACGCCGACGCGCUCGCCAUGGCCGAGACCUACGACCACACGCUCCGCCUGCGGCUGACGCGGCUCAACAUGCUUGCAGCGGGCUUCGAGGUCCGACAGGACAAAGGAGGGUCGAAGGAGGCGGCGUACAAGGACUCGUCGUUUGGGGAUGGCAUCAGCGCUGGUCUUAGGGGGAUCGGCUCCAAGAUGGGCUUCUCGUAG